Paramecium pentaurelia is the source of this 1509-nucleotide messenger RNA. NCBI's taxonomy places the organism in Eukaryota, Ciliophora, Oligohymenophorea, Peniculida, Parameciidae. The record is from the annotation of a GenBank genome assembly.
AUGUUACCCAUACUUAUCUGCUCCUUAAUGAUUUUAGAAGUCUUAAGUGAUCAAAUAUAUCCUAUCAAGGACUAAUAUAAAAUAUAAUUAGAAAAUGAUGGAUGGAUUGAUUGUUAGAGUAAAGCUGCUAUAUAAGCUACUACUUGCUCAGGAGAUGAUCUAUAAUGGUUAGAAUGCUAUUAAGUUCCAGAAAAUGGCUUAUGUUCCAGAUAGAAUAUUAUAACUAAUACUAGUGAAACUUUGACUUAUUCUUUUACUUUCUACAAACCUACUUUCCAGACUUAUGAUAUAGCUAUAAACAAUGAGAAAAAUACAGGGAUAAUUAAAAUUUAGAAUGAUAUAGGUAAAGCAACAAUUUAAUAAUAAUCAACUACUUCUUCAAUUAAAAUAAAUUAAAAUGGAGCUUAUUUUACAGGUCUAACUAUUAGUAAAGAAUGUAAUCCUAAUUGCAAGAGUUGUGAUGAUGGAUUUUGUACAAAAUGUAAUGAUAACUACUAUUUAUUCAAUUAUAUUUGUUAAUAAAAUGAUUGUGAUUUAAGUAUAAUCAAUAAUAAUUUCAUAACAUCAGCAACUGGAGCUUUUUAAAAUGGAUAAUACUUAAUCACUUUGAAAUACAAUUUUAAAAUAACUUUUUGUUUGAUUCCAAAAAUAUACUUAACAAAAGGAUUGAAAGAUUCUUAAAUUUAAAAGAUUUUGGAUAAUAAUUAAAUAUAAUAUAUUCUAGCAUCUGAUAUUCCUGAUUCAUUAUAAAUAACCUUAUCUCUAGAACAAAUUUAAACUGAUUGUGAGUCAUUUGAGACUACUUAAGCAUAUGUUUAUUAAUGUUAUAUUGGAGUUGCCUUAACCAGUUCUAAAAUAACUUAAUUCAUGUCAAUAAUAAUAGGUUAGAUUUCAGUUGAAAGAGCUACUACAAGUGUUACAUAAUAUACAUAAGCUAUUUCAAUUAGUGAUAGUUCAAAUGGUUAAGUUGGACCUGUAUUUGUUGUUAGUGAAACAAUUCAUUAAGAACUUAAUGUUGAUAAAAAGAGAUUUACAGCUAUCUAAACAAUUUUGGAUCCAUAAUUUUCUAAUUAUUAAAUCAAUUAUAAGGAAGCAUAUAUAUUUUAAGAGGGAAAUUACUAUAAUCUAACUUUUGAUUAUUAAAUAUAGAAAGGAGUUACAACAACUUUUGGUUUUAUUUGGGAAGAUUAAAAUUUUAAUCCAAAUUCAGAAUUUGAUUUCUAUAUUAAUUCUAUAGCUGAACCAAUUUCUAAAUUACUUAGAAGAAGAUAACUUGAAGUUUAAUUAAAAAGAGAAUAAUUAUAAGUAAUGUAUUAAGUUUAAAAUUAAAAAACAUUCAAAUAAUCACAAGAAUUAAAUAAAGAAAAGGAUUGGACAUAUAUGAUAAUAGCAAUGACAGGUAUUUUAGGAGUUUCUAUUGUAAUUUUGUUAUGCACAUUCAUUAACAAAAAAUGUUUUGAUCAAUCAAAAGGUGAAGGAUAAUAAAAAAUUGAAGUUAAAUAUAUUUGA